Messenger RNA from Rotaria socialis, 1140 nucleotides. Lineage: Eukaryota; Metazoa; Rotifera; Eurotatoria; Philodinida; Philodinidae. The record is from the annotation of a GenBank genome assembly.
AUGUCAAAACAAUUUUUAACUAUUUAUGCUGCAGAUUCGACUGGAACUAAUAGAAAAGCUCAAAUGAUAAAAACUUACUCAUUUACUACCGAUGAUGACGAAGGAACAUCUAUCGUCCAAUCUGAACCAGUCUCCAAUCAUGAUAAGUUAUUAUCGAUAAGUUCUCCUUCAAUCGAUAGUGCGAAUGCUGAAGAUGAUUUAUCAGAAGUUAGUACCAAAGCCAAAAGAAGAAAACCACGACGAACACAUGAAUCUGAGGAAAAAAUCGAGGAUACACAUGAGACAAGAAAAAUAUGCCCAUGGUAUAAAAAAAUUGAUUGGUCAAAACCAAUAUUAUCCAUGGGUUUAUUAAUCUUUCUCUAUAUAACGUGGACCAAAAGAGAUGUAUGGAUUCCAAGAAUGUUAACAUCAAAUGCACGCAUUCGUCGUUCUUUCGUUUCAAAAGAUACAGUAACAUCAGAUCAAUUAACAAGUUCAUCUUCGCAAAUAUCACCAACAAUCUCAACAAUUCCAUUACAAGAUUCCCCACUAGCCUUUGAUCAUAAAGAAGAUAAUAUCGACGAUCACGAAAAGGAUAAUGAUGAUGAUGAUCAAAAUAAUAGCGAACGAAUUAAUUUUGAAAACAAUGAAGAAUCAACAAUUUCUUCAGGUAAAGCAAAUAAUGGUCAUCGAGUCAAUAUUCGUAUACGAAGAAACAGAAUGAGUUUUAGUAACGAACAUAACAAGAAAAAGCAUCGUCACUCUCAUGAUCUACCUGCCGAUGAUGAAUUAGAAAAAACCGAUGGUGGAAGACAAGUUAAAGUAAUUAAACCAAAUGAAUCGAUUGCAUCAUUACAAAACCAUCCACCAAAAAAAAAUCGCCGAGAAAUUAUUCAAAAUGAAAAUGUAAAGAUUAGGACUGUUGUAAAUCAUGGUAUACGUUUAUCUACAUACGAUGAUAUUAUUGAUCAAUUAAGAAAAAAUCUGAAAUCUCGAACUCGAGAUCGAGAUUUUUUAUCAACACUAUCGAAAAAAACUGGAUUAAACAAGGAUAAAUUAUACCGAUUUAUUUAUAAAAAAGACUAUAAUCUUUUAACACUUGAAGCAUUCAUGUCUCUUUUAGAUACAUUUAAUUUAAUGCUUUUAGUUAUUCCAAAUUAG